AUGGAUGCUGAUAAUCAAACAAUCGAGAAAUAUAACAUCAUAUUUGACACUGUCACAAACAUCAAACGGAAUCUAUUCAAUAAUUCUGACGACAUAUUCAAGGUAACCAGAUAUUUAUACCACGAGACAAAACGAAUUAGUCUAGUUAUUUUUAAAUUUUUGCAGAACCAAUCAAUGUUCACUCUUCUAAGUUCACAUUGUGACAAUAAAGAUGUGAUCAAAUUUGCUGCUCUUGCUUUGGAAAGUGCUUUUGAUUAUUCUAACAACGAAUUAGUUAAUGGGUGAGUCAUCUGACUUUCAAAAUUCUAUCCAAAAUAGAAUUUCAGUGCCCCUCUUCAUUUGGCUAUCAAAGUUGUGCUUACUUUGAUUUUUAUCAUUGUUGGAUGUGUUGGUCUUGUUGGAAAUCUAUUCACCGUCAUUGUCAUAUUCAAGGUGAGAUAAUUUCUCUCAACUCUCCACGCUGAAUUUGAAUGAAUUUCAGACAGCUUCACUUCAUUCGCAUACAAAUUGCUUUCUGGCGAGCUUGGCAAUCAGUGAUUUCUGCCUGAUUGUUGUUGGAGUUUCAUUUGAUCUCAUUUAUAUUUGGAGAAAUGGUGAUCCUCCACCAAUUUAUGGUUAUUGCUCGUUUACAAGCACAACCAUCUCAUUAUUCACAUUUGCAUCAAUCUUGACAAUAGUCUCACUGACCGCGGAAAGAUUCCAAGCUAUAUGUUAUCCUUUCACUCACCGAACUGUUUUUGAUCGGAGAAGAGUGAUGAAAUUGAUAUAUACAAUCUGGAUCGUUGCAGCGAUACCAUCACUCUACAUCGGAAUGAAAUUCCAAAGAGUUUUGACUGAUUUCUGUGGUUAUAGUCAUCCGCAUCAAUUUGGAAGUUGCAGUCUUGUCACAAAUCCAGAUUCACCGCUGCGUUAUCCAGUAGAAACAAUCAUGGUUAUAACGUUUGUUCUCCCUCUAUUCUUCAUUGUUUUCUGCUAUUGCCGAAUCCUAGGUUCGAAAAAAGAAAAAAAAACAUCCAAACCAACAAAAAAUUACCAUUUUUCUAGCCACGUUGAAUGAGAUGAGUGCCUCAACCACAGUUCAUACCCCAGUCGGAACCACCGCUUCGGACAGCAUUCAAUUCCAAUUCUCAAGAUCAUCACAAAAUGCGAAUCAUAGUUUCCCGUUGACGGUUCACGUCAAGAAUUAUCAACCACCAAGAAGUCAACAAGCCCAAAAAAUGGUUAUCAAAAUGUUAUUUACUGUAACUUCAGUCUUCUUCCUUUGCUAUUUGCCAUAUCAUAUUCAACGUCUCAUUAUUCAAUAUAACAAAGAAUAUUGUAACAAUUCAACUUUUUGCAAAUUUCUUUUCUCUGUUACAGGUAAAAUGACACUUUCGGAAAAAAAAAGAAACAGAACCAUCAAAAAUUUGUAGGACUUCUUCAAUAUGUAUCCGCUACUCUUAACCCAAUAUUCUACAAUUUAAUGUCAUCCCGAUUCAGAAACGCGUUCAACAAAAUCAUCAAAGAUUUUCUAUCAAAAAGUGACAAAGAAUAUGGAAGCCUUGCCCGUUUAUAA
Molecule: messenger RNA, 1555 nt
Organism: Caenorhabditis angaria
Lineage: Eukaryota; Metazoa; Nematoda; Chromadorea; Rhabditida; Rhabditidae
Source: the annotation of a GenBank genome assembly